GACAUAGGUCCUCCAUGCCCCAUCAUUCAAAAUUCUCUCUUACGGACACGACUUUGAGACUUGCUUGCUCUACUUAAUCCAGCGGCAAUGUCAUCUCAAAGUUUCUAUUUGGGAGCUUUGAAGAUAGAAAAAAAUUAAGUGAGAGAGAGAGAGAGAGAAGGAAAGCGAGAGAAAAUAAUUUCCCCUUCUUCUUCUUCUUCUUCCUCCUCUUAUUGUUCCUUGAGGAUAGAGAUGAAUAGAGGGGUCUUGCAGAGCUUGCCGGUGCAACAAAUGAACAACUGGUGGAAUUUCAAUAACAUGACGAGGCCACUCUCUCAUCAUCAACAGGCAGCAGCUUCCCCUUUCUUGCCUCCCCCUGUCGCUCCACCUUCAAAUCUCUUCCCUCAAUACACUGCUCCUCCUUCAUCACUUCUUCCUUUCCCAUCCUCUUGGCAUGACAACCAGGACCUUCCAGAGUCAUGGAGUCAACUACUCUUGGGAGGAUUGGUGGGUGAAGAUGAUAAGUGUGGGAUGAGCCAUAUCCAAGGCAAGAAUAAGGUGGAGAACUGGGAAGGCCAAAUACUGCAGCACCAUAAUAAUAUUCCGAAUUCUCAAUCAGCAGCUGCAGAAAUAAAGCAAGAGAACUCAGCAGCGAGCAGCUAUGGCUACCAGCAGCAGGCUGCAGCAAAAGCUACUAAUUGGUCUCAUCAACAAAUGAUGCCCGCAUCUUCUCCAAACUCAUGUCUCACAAGUUUAAGCAGCAACAUGUUGGAUUUUUCCAACAAAAAAGCCGAUGCGCGCCAUCCCCCGCCAGAUCGUUCCUCAGAGUGCAACAGCACUGCCACUGGUGGGGCACUGAAGAAAGCUAGGGUUCAGCCUUGUAGUUCAACCCAAUCAAGCUUCAAGGUGAGGAAGGAGAAAUUAGGAGAUAGAAUAACAGCCCUUCACCAGUUGGUUUCCCCUUUUGGAAAGACUGACACAGCCUCUGUCUUGCUAGAAGCUAUUGGGUACAUUAGAUUCCUUCAGAAUCAAAUUGAGGCCCUUAGCUUGCCCUACUUGGGCAGUGGAUCAGGACAUAUGAGGCAGCAACAGUCUGUUCAAGGGGAGAGGAAUUGUUUAUUUCCGGAAGACCCUGGUCAGCUGUUGAACGACAAUUGUCUCAAGAGAAAAGCAGCUUCUGAGCAGGAUUUUCAUGAAGAAGCAAUGAAGGAUUUGAGGAGUAGAGGGCUGUGCCUGGUGCCAAUAUCGUGUACACCGCAAGUUGGGAGUGAGAAUGGUGCAGAUUACUGGGCUCCGGCCGUUGGAGGUGGAGGCCUCCGGUGAUUAAAAAUUAUUGUUUUGUGCGGCAGAGCAGCAUGGUGCAGGGUGCUUCCUUCCUGCAUGCUAGGGCUUCACCAAAUGAUAUAACAUCAUGAGCAGUCACUCUGCUAAAAUUCCCAAGGCUGAUUGCUCAUGAUGCUAUUGCAUUCUUGGCUGGGAGCUUAAAGUUUGUGCUGUAACAUAUGCAGGGGCAUCGGGCUUGAUCGUUGCCCUUAAAACUAUCUAAUUUAAGAUGUGAUCAUCUCUCUACUCUUCGUUUAAUUUCUUCCUUAAUUUGAUUAAAUGAUCUGCUAGCUAGCUAGUACGUACAAUGCUUAAUUUGGUGCAUAUACAUAUAUAUAUGCGCGCCAUGACACGAUCAUGAUUCUAGCUGUUAUAAUUGAUCCAUCAUUUUGGUGCUGCCUGGGCACUGUUAAUUCUUA
Messenger RNA from Diospyros lotus (date-plum), 1721 nucleotides. Its product is annotated as transcription factor bHLH68-like. Gene Ontology annotation, cellular component: nucleus. NCBI's taxonomy places the organism in Eukaryota, Viridiplantae, Streptophyta, Magnoliopsida, Ericales, Ebenaceae. Gene Ontology annotation, biological process: regulation of transcription by RNA polymerase II. The record is from RefSeq and is a predicted model, not a curated record. The coding region runs from base 232 to 1302 and encodes 356 amino acids. The transcript is spliced from 9 exons. Gene Ontology annotation, molecular function: protein dimerization activity; DNA-binding transcription factor activity, RNA polymerase II-specific; RNA polymerase II cis-regulatory region sequence-specific DNA binding.